Molecule: messenger RNA, 471 nt
Organism: Leishmania major strain Friedlin
Lineage: Eukaryota; Euglenozoa; Kinetoplastea; Trypanosomatida; Trypanosomatidae
Exons: 1
Coding region: 1-471 (156 amino acids)
Source: RefSeq, a predicted model, not a curated record
AUGAGCAGCCAUGUGAUUGGUGCCCUUCCCUGUCCACGCUCUUCCUCCCUCCUCACUGCCGCAUGUUGGGUGCAUGUUAUCCUAUUCCUUCAGGUAUCUCUCUCUCUCUCUCUCGUAGCCGCGCAUACGAUGUUGUAUACCAUUACACUCGCGCUGCUCACAUUCGCCUCCGCCUUCAUGGUAGCGGACACAGUGGCGAACAUAUGGCAGCUGCUGAACAGCGCACGUGUCGCCCUCAUCUCCUAUGGCGUCUGGAUGGCCGCCCUCACGCUGACAGUAUUGGGCACGGACUGGCUGACGACACUCGGCUUUGUGCACGCGUUGAUCUUCGUCGCAUGCUGGUGGCUUGUCCGCGAUGGGGACAAUCCCGCGCAUUCAUCCCCCAGUCGCGACGACUACGUGCGCUUCCCCGUGAUGGUCUACGUGCCUGCCUUCGUGGUGCUGUACUCCCUUCAGGGUUGGCUACAGUGA